Molecule: messenger RNA, 1744 nt
Organism: Bactrocera neohumeralis
Lineage: Eukaryota; Metazoa; Arthropoda; Insecta; Diptera; Tephritidae
Product: kelch-like protein 17
Exons: 7
Coding region: 11-1705 (564 amino acids)
Molecular function (GO): protein binding
Source: RefSeq, a predicted model, not a curated record
UUAACUAAUAAUGGCAACGAGUUAUACGCAAAGACCUAGUCUUCAAAGUAAUUCUAGUGAGCAGAAUCGCUUCAUGGACAAAUUAAUGUGGAAAAUAUUUAGCUUCUACGACGAACAGUCUCUAAUCGAUGUGACAUUUAAAGUUUCGAACCCAACGGCUCUUAUUCCUGCGCAUCGCUUGAUACUCGCAGCAGCGAGUCCAUACUUCGAGAACCUUUUCAAUGGCGAUCAAGGCAACUAUCCUAUCAUCGAGAUAACUGAUAUCGAUAGCGAUAUUUUUGAGCGACUAAUAACCUUUUGUUACACUGGUCAGACGCUCUUUACCGUUUCCAAUGUCAGUGCCAUGCUGAAGGCAGCAAUAGUUUUGAAAUUGGACGAUGUCAUAACCUCUUGCGUGGACUACCUCAUAGCACACAUUAAUAAAUUCACUUUGCAGGCUGCUUAUGCGCUGGAGCGUGAAUCGCGAUGUGAACAUCUUAUGCAGAAAAUCAUCGAAUAUGAAACACAGAAUUUCGUGGAGAUAAGCAAAAGCGAUGAGUUUCUGAAUUUUGAUUUUGAAAAAUUGCAACGUAUUCUGGAAUCUGACAAUUUGAAUAUAACUCGUGAGGAAGAUGCUUUCGAUGCCAUAAACCGUUGGUUCAAUUACAACGUUCCUGCGCGCCAAGAACAACUGCCACUUUUAAUAGCUUGUCUCCGGCUUACCCAAUUCGAUGCGGAAUUUCUGUUGACACACAUACAACCUCUACCUGGUUGUGAACUGCUGGCCUUCAAGGCGAUAUCGUGGAUCAGAGAGCCUGCAGCACGGACAAAGAUAAAUAUGCGAUUUACAAGACCACGUGGGAUUAGUGCUGCAAAUUGUGGUGAGAAAACAUUGCUGGCGGUUUGCGGGAAUGCGAUUUAUCCCAAGCUGCUACAAUAUAGCAAAGCUGAGGAUAAGUGGCAGGAAUAUGCGAGUAUAAGGUGCGACUACAAAUGUUAUAGAACUAUCUUAAAGGAUGAUAAUUUAUUAUUUGUUGGCGGCAUUAAAAAACGUGCCAUAUUAAACAUCGUCCGCAGCUGGAAUAUUCGAAAUAAGACAUGGCGAAAUUUGGCCGCCAUGAACCAAAAAAGAUUCAGACACUGCGUUGUCGAAUUGGAUGGAAAAAUCUACGCGAUUGGUGGUCUUGAUAUUGGAAAGACUCUAUCGUCAGUGGAAAGAUAUAUGACUUCUGAUGGUUGGCAGUUCGUAAACGGCUUGAUUGUUGGACGAUAUGACCCAUGUGCAGUGACUUUGAAUGGCAAAAUCUACAUAAUGAGCGGAAUAAAUGGCGACAAUGACUAUAUAAAAUCCGUCGAAUGCUACAACCCAGUUUCGAAUGCCUGGACUUCUUGCGCGGACAUGAUAGAACGUCACACUUUUUCUGUUGCAGCUGCACAUAAAGGUCACAUUUAUGUUUUAGGCAGUAACGGUGAUAAAAAAACUGUUGAACGAUACGAUCCUCAGCGAAACACAUGGUCUAAGAUUUGUUCUUUGAGAGGUGGCAUAUCGUGCGUAUCGCUAGACAAUAAACUAUGGGCUAUUACUGGUGACUUCCUUUCUGGCAUGACAUGUGUAUCAGUCUAUGACGAGAAAAAUGACCGUUGGGAACAAAAGUGCGCAUUUUCCGAAACCAAUAUUCGUUCCUGUUUUGCUGUGCCUGAAGCCCUACUGACGUCGAAUGAAUAACAAUAUUAAUAAAUAUAUUUUUUGUAAUAAAUUCUCUUG